Messenger RNA from Naegleria gruberi, 420 nucleotides. RefSeq lists its product as uncharacterized. Lineage: Eukaryota; Heterolobosea; Eutetramitea; Acrasida; Naegleriidae. The record is from RefSeq and is a predicted model, not a curated record. The annotation marks the transcript as partial. Gene Ontology annotation, biological process: protein secretion; vesicle-mediated transport. The transcript has a single exon. Gene Ontology annotation, cellular component: Golgi membrane.
CAUCCAAUCAUUUGCUUUUUCCAUUUAUUCUUUAAAGUGGCUGCUCUUCUCUGUUAUUUGUUUUUGACGAUUUUUACUGAUAACUUUGUACUAGUAUUUGUUCUAGUUGUACUUUUACUUUCAUUUGAUUUUUGGACAGUUAAAAACGUUACAGGAAGAAUUCUUGUUGCUCUUAGAUGGUGGAAUGACAUUAAGGACGAUGGAACAAGUGUUUGGAGAUUUGAAAACAAAUCCGACUCGAAGAAUAUUCACAAGUUGGAUAAGUAUAUUUUCUGGACAUCACUCUAUGCUCAGCCAGUAAUUUGGAUCUUACUUUCACUUGUGUGCUUUAUUAGAUUUAAUUUCCAAUGGAUUAUUGUUGUACUUUUUGCAUUGGUUCUGACAUGUAUUCAACUCUAUGGAUUCGUCAAGUGUUCUAGA